Messenger RNA from Penicillium cinerascens, 546 nucleotides. RefSeq lists its product as uncharacterized. Bases 1 to 546 code for a protein of 181 amino acids. The transcript is spliced from 2 exons. Gene Ontology annotation, biological process: nuclear-transcribed mRNA catabolic process, RNase MRP-dependent; maturation of 5.8S rRNA from tricistronic rRNA transcript (SSU-rRNA, 5.8S rRNA, LSU-rRNA). Lineage: Eukaryota; Fungi; Ascomycota; Eurotiomycetes; Eurotiales; Aspergillaceae. The record is from RefSeq and is a predicted model, not a curated record. Gene Ontology annotation, cellular component: ribonuclease MRP complex. Gene Ontology annotation, molecular function: rRNA primary transcript binding.
AUGGACAACCAGGAAAUUCUGGCAGUCCACUCGGUACUGCAUUUGAUCUAUCAUCGCAAUAAGAACCAACACCAGGGUGCCAAGUGGUGGAAAUGGCUGUCGAUGCUGAAGCGCACCACCUGGGAUCUGGGGUCGAUGGACCCGACCAAAGCGGCAAGCUCUUAUCGGCAGCAUCUGGCGUCGCAUCUGAUUCCGAGAUGUUAUCUAGCAUUUUCCACCGUGGUCGCCGAUACCCAGUUCGCUACACUUGGUAUAGUAUUACUGGCCGCUCUGGCACGUCUUGCCAAGGCAACGGGCGUGGACUCUAAAAUGGCUGCUCAGGCGCAGCCAAAGAUUAAAAAGAUCACUCCCGUUGUGUCGACGGCAGAUGACCGCGGUGAGCGCGUCAGCCGCAAUGAGUGCGAUGCAUUGUCUGGCCCGGCCAAGGCCCCCGUCUCAAAGACAACGGCGAAGCCAACCGACGACAAAUCUAGCGCGAAGCGUACGACGAAAUCUAGCAAACGGAAGAAAAAUGCCAUAGACGAUCUAUUCAGCGGUCUGAUGUGA